Molecule: messenger RNA, 1073 nt
Organism: Gamsiella multidivaricata
Lineage: Eukaryota; Fungi; Mortierellomycota; Mortierellomycetes; Mortierellales; Mortierellaceae
Product: pre-rRNA-processing protein PNO1
Exons: 5
Coding region: 160-933 (257 amino acids)
Cellular component (GO): nucleolus
Molecular function (GO): RNA binding
Source: RefSeq, a predicted model, not a curated record
CAUGCCAGCAUCAACCCUCUCCUGCAACACUCAACUUUCCGGGACUCAAGCGCUACCGAACCAACUUCUGCGGCAUCACGUACUUCCUCUUUAACUUUCGCCUCGUGUCUCCCAUCACAUUCACCGCCUUCCAUAACCAAUAAGCCAGUCCAUUACAGAAUGUCCUCGCUGGCCUCCUACAAGGGUCCCAAGCCCGUCGAGAAGCCCUCGGCGCACCACAAUGAUAUCGAAGAGGAUGAGGACGAUGUGUUGAUCUCUGCCGAUACCCUUCCAGAACAUGGAAACACUACUGGGCAUGCUGCUGCCGAGACUGAGGAUAUGGAUAUGGAGACCGCAGAGAAACCAAAGUUCACAGCCCUGAAGGCUAACCAGAUGGCUAGCAACUCAACGGUGCAGCAGCGUAAGAUCGCCAUCCCGCCUCACAGGAUGACACCCUUGAAGAACGAGUGGAUGAAGAUCUAUUCACCCUUGGUCGACCAUCUCAAACUUCAGGUCCGCAUGAACGUCAAGAGCAAGUCUGUUGAGAUCAGGACGUCAAAACAUACUGAUGAUACCGGUGCAUUGCAAAAGGGAGCUGACUUUAUUAGAGCGUUCGCGUUGGGCUUUGAUAUCGAUGAUGCUACUGCAUUGCUGAGAUUGGAUGACUUGUACUUGGACUCGUUCGAGAUCAAGGAUGUGAAGACAUUGCAUGGUGACCAUCUGUCCCGUGCGAUUGGUCGUAUUGCAGGAAAGGACGGAAAGACCAAAUUUACGAUUGAGAACGCCAGCAAGACCCGUAUCGUCCUCGCAGAAACUCGUAUCCAUAUUCUGGGAUCAUUCCAGAACAUCAAGACUGCGAGGGAUGCGAUCGUUGCUUUGAUUCUGGGUUCUCCACCAGGCAAGGUCUAUUCGACGUUGCGAACCAAGGCUGCUCGUAUGAAGGAACGUUUUUAAAAAAAAGAAAAGGAGUGGCAUUUUUAGAAGGCCCUCCCCUCCCCUCGUGCUCGUUUAUUUUUUGGCAUUUUUUCUUUUUCUCACUAUGUAGCAUGUAGCAUAUCAUAAAACCAAUACAUCUUUUUUUCAUUGAAAAUGAA